UGUGCUUUUUUUUUUUUUUUUGCGCGUGCAGUUUUUGGUCUCGAGGCCUGCAGGUUGCCUUUGUUUCUCUUUUAGGCGGCGUUUUUGGUCUUUUUAAAAAAAACUUAGUUUUUUAAAAAAGAUCUUUUUUACCAUUUUAUUAUUAUUUGUGAUUUACGGGAAACGUUUUAACGCCUUUUCACGAGCAGCAUGUGAGAUUUGUGUUAGAUUUCGGGUGUCUUUUUGUGCCUUUCAUGUGUGUUUUGAUGACCUGCAGAGACAAAAACAUUUUUUUUCCCCUCACAAAUAUUUUUGCAGGUUUUGUUUUUAAGGUCCUCAGUUUUACUUCCAGAGGAUUAAUCCAUAAAUAUGCAUUUUACCCCGUUUAUACUACACUACUACUACUACUGCUGCUGCUACCACAGGGCUGUGUCCAAAAUACCUCCCUGUUCCCUAUAUAGUGCAUUACGUAUAUUUUUUAUAAUGUCUAUAUUUUACAAUUGUCCCCUACUCAUAUAUAUAUGUAUGUCCUUUAUACCUUUAUAUGUCCUUUACACCAUUUCACAGUUCACGUGGAUGUGUCCAGAAUUGCCCUUCACUGCCUAUGUAGUGCACUUUAAGUAGCCUUACACUUUAUACUAGGGUUUCAAAAAAUGUGUCCUAAUCCUUAAAUAAUGCACUAGAUGGUUUUUUUUUGGGGCGGGGGGAGUUUACUCCCGUGAUAGUGCACCACAUGGGCCAAAAUGGAAAUCUUCUCCAUAAAUAGUGCACUACACCAUAUAUAGUGCAAUAAGUGGAUUGUACACCCUUUCUAGUGCACUAUAUGGAUUGUACCCCCGUUAUAGUGCACUACACCCUUUAUAUUGCACUAUAUAUGGAUUGUACACCUUUUAUAGUGCACUACACCCUUUAUAUUGCACUAUAUAUGGAUUGUACCCCCGUUAUAGUGCACUAUAUGGAGUGUACCCCCGUUAUAGUGCACUACACCCUUUAUAUUGCACUAUAUAUGGAUUGUACCCCCGUUAUAGUGCACUACACCCUUUAUAUUGCACUAUAUAUGGAUUGUACCCCCGUUAUAGUGCACUAUAUAUGGAUUGUAACCCCGUUAUAGUGCACUGCACCCUUUAUAGUGCAGUAUAUAUGGAUUGUACCCCCGUUAUAGUGUACUAUAUAUGGAUUGUACCCCCGUUAUAGUGCACUACACCCUUUAUAGUGCACUAUAUAUGGAUUGUACCCCCGUUAUAGUGCACUACACCCUUUAUAUUGCACUAUAUAUGGAUUGUACCCCCGUUAUAGUGCACUAUAUAUGGAUUGUAACCCCGUUAUAGUGCACUACACCCUUUAUAUUGCGCUAUAUAUGGAUUGUACCCCCAUUAUAGUGCACUAUAUAUGGAUUGUACCCCCGUUAUAGUGCACUGCACCCUUUAUAGUGCAGUAUAUAUGGAUUGUACCCCCGUUAUAGUGCACUACACCCUUUAUAGUGCACUAUAUAUGGAUUGUACCCCCGUUAUAGUGCACUACAUAUGGAUUCUACACCCUUUAUAGUGCACUAUAUAUGGAUUGUACCCCCAUUAUAGUGCACUACACCCUUUAUAGUGCACUAUAUAUGGAUUGUACCCCCGUUAUAGUGCACUAUAUAUGGAUUGUACCCCCAUUAUAGCACACUACACCCUUUAUAGUGCACUAUAUAUGGAUUGUACCCCCGUUAUAGUGCACUAUAUAUGGAUUGUACCCCCGUUAUAGUGUACUAUAUAUGGAUUGUACCCCCGUUAUAGUGCACUACACCCUUUAUAAUGCACUAUAUAUGGAUUGUACCCCCAUUAUAGCACACUACACCCUUUAUAGUGCACUAUAUAUGGAUUGUACCCCCGUUAUAGUGCACUAUAUAUGGAUUGUACCCCCGUUAUAGUGUACUAUAUAUGGAUUGUACCCCUGUUAUAAUGCACUAUAUAUGGAUUGUACCCCCGUUAUAGUGCACUACACCCUUUAUAGUGCACUAUAUAUGGAUUGUACCCCUGUUAUCGUGCACUACACCCUUUAUAUUGCACCAUAUAUGGAUUGUACACACUUUAUAGUGCACUGUAUUGAUUAUAUACACCCUUUAUAUUGCACCAUAUAUGGAUUGUACACACUUUAUAGUGCACUGUAUUGAUUAUAUACACCCUUUAUAGUGCACUAUAUAUGGAUUUUACACCCUUUCUAUUUCACUUUAUGAUUUGUACACCUUUUAAAGUGCACAUUAUAGCGAUUGUACACUCUUUCUAGUGCAUUAUAUAUUGAUUGUACACCCUUUCUAGUGCACUAUGUCCUGUAAAGUGCACCAUAUAUGGAUUGUACACACUUUAUAGUGCACUGUAUGGAUUGUACACCCUUUAUAGUGCACUAUAUAUGGAUUUUACACCCUUUCUAUUUCACUUUGAUUUGUACACCUUUUAAAGUGCACUAUAUAGGGAUUAUACACCUUUUAUUGUAUACUAUAUAUAGAUUUUACACCCUUUCUAGUACAGUAUAUGAUUUGUACACUCUUUAUUGUGCACCAUAUAUGGAUUGUACACACUUUAUAGUGUACUAUAUAUUGAUUGUACACCCUUUAUAGUGCACUAUACAUGGAUUGAACAUGUUAUAGUGCACUAUAUUUAUUGUUCUCCCUUUAUAGUGAAUCCAAGGUCCCCUACUCCCUAUCUAGUGCACUCUACCAGGCUAAAUCUGCAUCUUGUUUUGAAGUAAGAUUUUUACACCACUUAUGGUGCACUGCCUGGCCCCCUGCUCCCUAUAUAAUGCACUAUCUGGCCCCCUGCUCCCUAUAUAAUGCACUUUGUUUGUAGAUGUAUUGAAUAUCUUCCUGAUCCCUACACAGGGCACUAGGAGAAGCAGAAAUAAUAGAGUUUACACUUGUUCUAGUGGACUAAAAUACAUUUUAAAAAGCUGUGUACUCCUUAAAUAGUGCACUAUACAAUAAUAAAGCCCUUUAUAGUGCACCACAUGGCUAAAACUACAAGAAAGUGCUCUCACACAAGCUAAUAAUGUUAAUAAUAAGAGCUACUACGUGUUAAGCUAAUUUGACAACGCUAGGUAGCAAGAUGUAACGAACCGGAGAGCUAAUUAGCCAAUUAGCUAAAACGAAUCAGUUUUUAUUGGUUAGAAAACUGCUUCAGCUAAUUCGCUGACCUGCUGUUAGCUACUGGUUCGCUAAGGUUAAUUAAUUGACUAGCGAGCUAGUUCACCGUGUCGUCUAUUUAACUGACGGUUGAGGAUUUCACUAGCGUGCUAGCUAACUUGAGUAGCCAAUGCUAAAUAGCGAGCUAAUCGACGGCAAGUUUAAAUGUGCUAGUUUUUGAGUGUAAUGUUAGCAUGCUGAGAGGGGGGAAAAAAGAGAAAGAAAUAAAAAGAAAUCAAACCAAAUCAAAAAGGAUAAGGAUGAAGUGGAUUUAUUACAGCUGUUGUGUCGGUUUUGUUCUCGCUUUAAAACUUUGUGACUCGACAAAAAUGCCUGGUUGCUGUUAGCUUAGCUCACUAAUUGAGCACCUGUGUUUAAUCUAUUAGCUAGCUAAUUGCCUGUGUGUGGUUAAUUAACUGCCUAGCUUUUUCACCUCAGUGUAAAUCUUGUGGGACGUGACAGCAGACGAGUGGCCAUCACACACACACACCAUGGACCGCUCCCCGAACGCGAUGGCCAGCAACGUGACCAAUAAGACGGACCCACGUUCGCUGAACUCGCGCGUCUUCAUCGGGAACCUCAACACCAUGCUGGUGACCAAAGCCGACGUGGAGGCCAUCUUCAGCAAGUACGGCAUGAUCGUGGGCUGCUCCGUCCACAAGGGUUACGCUUUCGUCCAGUACUCCAACGAGAGGAACGCUCGCGCCGCCGUGUCCGGAGAGGACGGGCGCAUGAUCGCUGGACAAGUCCUGGACAUCAACCUAGCAGGUGAGCCCAAACCUCACAGAUCAAAAACCACCAAACGUCCAGCAGGAGACAUGUACAGCUCCACUUUUGAGCUCGACUACGAUUUCCAGAGGGAUUACUAUGACAGGAUGUAUGCAUACCCAUCCCGCGUUCCCCCGCCUCCUCCACCCCUCACUCGCGCCGUCGUUCCCUCCAAGCGAGCACGGGUCAGUCUGAGCGGAGGAGGAAGCCGACGCACCAAAUCCAGCUUCUCGUCUUCGUCCAAAAGCAGCCAGCGCUCCUCAUCGCGAGCCAUUAAAGCGGACGAUCUUCAGACUAUAAAGCGGGAGCUGGCUCAGAUCAAACACAAAGUGGAUUAUCUUCUGGAAAGUUUAGAGCGCAUGGAGAAAGAUCACAGCAAGAAAUCAGAAGGCAAGGUGGCGAAGGCGGAGGUGGGUGAAGUGUCUCAGCAGCACUUGAGCAGUAAGAAGGAGCGUGACCGAGAGGAGCAGGAGAUCAACGACUCGGAGGAAGAGGGAGAUCUGCUGGAGGAAGAGGAGGAGGCGAAGAGUAUUGGCGGUGAGAACGAGGAAGAGGACGGAGAAGAGGAGGAGGAGGAAGAAGGAGAGCACGAGGAAGGCGAGGACGACGGUGACAGCAUAAACGGAGACGACCCAUAAGACUUGUUGUUUUGUUUGGUUUUUUUUAGUUUACUCGCUCGUUCUCGCACACAAACCACCUCAGCCUCCAGAGUGAAAGACGGUCUGGACUUCUUUAAUAAUAAUAAUAAUAAUAAUAAUAAUAAUAAUAAUAACAAAAAAGAUAAAGAAUGUUCGCGCACACACUUCUGUUCUUGUGAAGCAAUUUUUAAAGUCUGUCUGAAUAAACAAUCAGUGCUUUUGUUACUGUGAUGCUUUUAGAAUUCAGACCUGUUUUAAAUGUCUCUCUUCCAUCUUAUUUUUCUUUCCCAUCAGUGUGUGUAACGUUUCUUUAUUUCCCUCUCAGAAAAAAAAGAUUAUCAGCUCCAUUAGUGUGUUUGUGUAUUCAACUCUACAUGUCCAUUUUUUUUAUAUAUAUAUAUAUCUCUCAUUGCCCUUUUUUUUUUUUUAGUAUCCAUCCUGUUCAAGAUAAAUAUCACUGUAUGAAUUUCAAUAAAAUGGUCAAAAUAUUG
Molecule: messenger RNA, 5033 nt
Organism: Hemibagrus wyckioides
Lineage: Eukaryota; Metazoa; Chordata; Actinopteri; Siluriformes; Bagridae
Product: heterogeneous nuclear ribonucleoprotein C-like
Exons: 8
Coding region: 3628-4542 (304 amino acids)
Cellular component (GO): nucleus
Molecular function (GO): RNA binding
Source: RefSeq, a predicted model, not a curated record